CAACAGAGAUAACAUAGAUCGGUAUAUUAAAUAAAAAUGAAAAAUGCUAGUUUGGUUGAAAAAUUAAUAAUUUUUUCUGGGUAGCCGGCUGCCCACAUCAACCAAUAUUACCAAUUUGACAUUUUUCGUUGUAAAUAAUAAAGUGGAAAUAAUAAACAACCUAUACGCGCGUGAAAUUCAUUGACCUUUGUUUGGUGCUUUAAAAAGAUUUGAUAUAAUUUAUAGAAUAUGUCACUACAAUGAAUCAACAAUUUUGUCUAAAUUCUAUUCACUCGUUAAUUUUGUAGCAUACAAUUUCAUUUAGAUAAAAAUUUCAAUCGUGUCUUGAUCGAUACUUCCUGUUUGACAUGGUCACACCUCACUUGAGAUGACGCCGAUGGUGGCAAAAUGGAAAAGUUGCGAUUGCUGUUCAGUCCAAGUUAAAUCGACAAUUGGAAGACGAACGAAAAGUUUGUAGUCUGGUUACCCCCAUGAUCAGAACGAUAGCCUUCGCAUGAAUGAAAAUUUUAUUUUCUGGCAAUGCCGGUAUUCUAAAGCCAUAUGAUUGCUCUAAUUGUCCUCAAUAGAUUCCAAUGCAGUUACGGAUAGGAGGUUACAGGCGCUUAUGAAAAAUAACUCACCGCUCACGGAGCGUUUGUUCAUAUGUUAAGUGAAUCGAGCUGCUAAUGGGCAAGUUAGUUGUUACUGAUUAUAGUAUAUUUGCACAUAUAUUGGAUGUUUAUGCUAUUUACCGUAAUUCAAACUACAAUACUUUCAAAUUUACAACCCCAUCCUAUCACUUCAAUUUCAUUUAAUAACUGUUCCUAGUAAGAUUGAAAAACCAUUUACCUAUACUAUUUUGAACAACCAGGGAUUGAAUUAAAAAUGUCUAGCAGUUUUGUUGGCUUAUCGAAAUCAUUUGCAAUAUCUCCGCAGCAUUGGGUUUGUACAAGGAAAAUAUAACGUCAUUUCAUCUAUCGUUUCCUUACCAGUUCUAGUUGUGUCAAAAUGACAUGAAUGCAACAGUUUGCAUGGUCAUAAAAGUAAGCAGUGUCUUAAGCGUCAUAGCAAGCACUGACUGGGAUUCGCGAAGAAGGGAUUAAUGAACGAUUGUUUACCACUGAUUCAACUAAGAGGAAAGUUAACCUUGCCCUUUAAUUGUCUCUCUGUGUUGGAACAAAUUAUCCGUACUAGAAAGACAUGAUGUUAGUGAAUUCCGACUGAGUGAAGAUCCCACCCACACGUCAAUUUACGUGUUUACCAUUCAUUUGAAGACCACGAGAUGUCUCUCUUCGUUCUCAAUUCUCUCUGUGGAAAAUUGCAUGGGCAUGCAAGGCGAAAAGCAAGAGCAUGCUUUCCGUCUGGCCAUGGAACAGAUAAUAUCAAUAGUAUGAGUUCUCUAGUUAAACGAUAACAUGCUUUGAUACUAGAAGUAGUACAUCUAUGUUUAUUGUAUACAUGAUAGAACCGCUUUUGCAUUGUAUUUCCUUACCUAUCAGCAAACAGUCAUCGUAAUGUUAUUGCGAUUACAUGCACUGGAAGUGUUAUUCUGCACCCAUCUGGUCCGCAAGUGUUCUGAAUCUAAGUGUCGGCGCUACCGAUAACAAGAGAAGUGAAUUGCUUAACUAGUACAUUCGUAUCAUACAAUAUGAUGCGUUAAUAGUUGGCGAACAAAGAACUAUCAUGAUUAGGGCCAGCUAAUUGUGCAAAUGGCAAACGAUUAUCAGUGAAUAAAAAAAGACACCAGAAAUCGUAACAACGCAACUGUAAAUAAUUCUUCGUGUCUUACAAUGGUGAAAUUGCACUGUCCCAUCGGAAACUAUUCUAAGUCAGGACGUGUUCGUUCUACUAGUGUGAUAGCGAGUAUAUAAAUAAAUAGUGACCGUAGUGAAUGGUGAUAGCAAUAGGAAGAGGUCAACUGGCGACUAGUGAACUAGUAUAAUCAGUAUAGUCGCUCUGAUUAUCGGCAUCGCAAAAAAAGGGACACGACGACCAUUGUGAACCGAUUUCCAUUUGUUUUUUUUUCUUGCAUCAAUCACAGGGCGUUUUUCAACAUUAUCGCUGUUAUUUCUAUAUAGUGCUCAAAGAUUCGCAAUUACUUGCAAACACUAUGCAGUACGGCAAAUUAUGAACAGUGCGUCGAUCACACUCUGAAUCAUUUGUUUACGUUCUCAUUCCCUCAAGCGCAGAGGAAGUGCAUUAAUACAACAUAGAAUAACUUGCUGAUGUUUAGUUUUGCUCCAGAAGUGGCACCGGAAAGAACGAUUGUUUUCAGUUUCCACAUCGAGUGCGAUAGCUAAUAGUAUAAUUAAUUAGUAUAUUGCUGAAAGGCUUACCAGCUUCAUUACAGUGUGGUGAAAUAUUUCGGUGGAGAUUAAACUAGUUUGUUGCUUUUAUGGGUGGUGAAUCUGGAUUGCAACAACAUCUGAUAAACGAGAAGGUAUUUGACGACUCUGCAGUGUCAUCGAAUUUAUAGGGGUUCCGACGAUGCUUGCGGAGGUGGACGAGCUGCCCUCGGUGCAGCUGGGAGACUACACACUGAGGUUUGAGCUGGAAGAGUUAACACCCUUCGGCAAGGAGGUAGCAGAAAAUGAGCUUCGUGAAACGCCCGAAAUCAAAGCCAAAGCCAUCGCAGAAUUAAGAGAGCUACUGAAAGGGCAAGAUGACCUGGUGGUACCUCUGGACAAUGACGACUGGAUGGUUCGAUUCUUACGGCCCUGCAAGUUUUACCCGAAGAGUGCACUUGAACUGAUUCAACGGUACUACCAGUUUAAGGUUAAACAUUUUGACAUGUACCACGAUUUAAGUCCUUCGCGGGAGGUUAACAUAUUCAAGCAGAACAUCCUGGCAGUGUUUCCAAACCGGGAUCAACUAGGACGUCGAAUCCUGCUACUUGAACUCGGAAAACCAUGGAAACACAAAGAAGUCACGUUGGACGAGGUGUUCAAAGGAAGUGUGCUGUUCCUGGAAGCUGCCAUGCUGGAACCGGAAACACAAGUUCACGGCGCUGUCGUAAUCUUCGAUAUGGACGGUCUUACGAUGCAACAAGCCUGGCAGUUCACACCACCAUUCGCGAAACGCAUUGUUGACUGGUUACAGGACGCCGUUCCCCUUCGAAUCAAAGGAAUUCAUAUCAUUAACCAACCAAAGAUAUUCAACAUCGUGUUUGCCCUGUUCAAACCAAUUUUGCGCGAAAAACUGCGCACCCGUAUCGUGUUUCACGGAACUGAUCGGGGCUCACUGUACAAGCACAUAUCUAGGGAAUGCCUUCCGCCAUGUUACGGUGGAACAGUGAAUGCCCCUCGCGUUCAGGGUGAACAGUGGUAUGAAUUGUUACUCAAAUGUGAUGGUGAGUACACCGCAAUCAACAAAUAUGGUUACAAGAAACAACUGGAAGAGAUUAAGAAUAAGAAAAAUAAAAAGAAAUGAGUUCAGGAAGGCACCAUAAAUUAGCAAAAAUAUGACAAAUCGAUCUAUCGAUGACAAAAUAACGCAAAUGUGAUGAAAAACAGGCUAAGCAAAUUCACUAUAAAUUAUUUGAGAGAUAGCACUUAGAUUUAUUUCGAACAAUUAGACUAAGGAUAAAAUCUCCGAGCUCAAUCAUUCCUACAGUGAUUCUAAACAUUAUGUAUUGGUUCUUGAACUUUUAUAAAGAACACACGCGUAGCCAUAGAAGUUGUGAAUAAUAAACACUAAUUAUUAAUUAUUGUACCGUAUAACCGUUAAAAAAAUAUUUUUGAUUCAAAUGUUUACACAUCGACAUGAAGUAAUCGUGAAUAAAAGUUUUCAGUUUGCUUGUGACGAAAUGGACCGAACAUUUUUAUUUGAAGAAAUCUCUAAAUCGUUGAACCCAAAAAAAUGAAGCAAAUAAGUUAAAUGGGAUCUGGGUCGUAAUAAACAUCUGGUGAAAAUAGCAUCUAUUUAUCAAAACAUAAAGUUAGAAAAAUAAAAUGAAUUAUCUCAGUUCGAUCUUGUAGUUAUAAAAUGCUCGAAUAUUUAUGUUGUUUAUUUAAGAGUUUAUAUAUUAGAUAGCAAUAUUAGCACAAGAAUAAAAAUGAUAAAUGUUGUAUAAAUAGUUUAAUUGAGGGUAGGGUUAAAAUAAUGCGCCAUAUAUCAUCAAUAAAGAGGUAAAUUAUUAAAGUUGAA
This is a messenger RNA of Malaya genurostris, 4125 nucleotides long. Its product is annotated as retinaldehyde-binding protein 1. The record is from RefSeq and is a predicted model, not a curated record. Gene Ontology annotation, cellular component: membrane. Lineage: Eukaryota; Metazoa; Arthropoda; Insecta; Diptera; Culicidae. The transcript is spliced from 4 exons. Gene Ontology annotation, molecular function: phosphatidylinositol bisphosphate binding. Bases 2467 to 3408 code for a protein of 313 amino acids.